GACCUGAACCUGCGUGUGUACUUUCAGGGGAUUUGCUGGGACUUGGGACUUGUCAAUCUGUUGCGCCAUUCUGCUCCAAUACAUGAAACAUUUGCUGAGGGAGGGCACAAUAUCAGGAAAUGUUCAGGUGACCCGUUGAUCAUUUAUGACACGUGUUAUACAAACGAUUCAAUUGAGCAGGUUCAAACUGAACUACGGUGAAUCAUAUAUCGCGGAAGUAGGUACUUAUUAAUAUUUUCUCCAUCUUUAUAAGUAUGCUGAAACGAUUCAUCUUUUGGAUACGUACUUGACAAGAAGGGAGCCUGAAGAUGUGGAGGAGGAUUUCCACUGUUUUUAUGACCGUAGGCAUCAUGAUGCUUGCAUUCAGUGUGAUAAACACACAAGAACAAGUGACUACCCAGUUGAGUCUUACCUCUUCUGGAUCUAAAACAGACACAACUCAACCCUUUCUCUGGACCACCAAACAAGCAACGAGUAUUUAUCCAUCUUCAAAACCACAGCAUACAUUUGAAACAACAUUUGGAAGAUCCACACCUGAUGACAGCAGUACUAAGUCAACUACUCAGGAAUCAACAAUGACCACUCACUUGAGUCAUACCUCUUCUGAGAGUCGAGAAUCAAGCACAACAAUGGAAACAGCCACCACCACAGGAACCAUGCAAACUACCACUCACAUGAGUCAUACCUCUUCAAAGAGUCAAGAGUCAAGCACAACUCCUGAAACAGCCACCACCAUGACAACAAUGCAAACUACCGGCAACAGUCCAUCUACAGCAACAUCCAGUACUUCGACAAAUACUGACAUUUCAUCACCUUUGCCUUCCACAAUCCCACCAAUGACCACUCACAUGAGUCAUACCUCUUCAAAGAGUCAAGAGUCAAGCACAACUCCUGAAACAGCCACCACCAUGAGAACAAUGCAAACUACCGGCAACAGUCCAUCUACAGCAACACCCAGUACUUCGACAAAUCCUGACAUUUCCUCACCUUUGCCUUCCACAAUCCCACCUAUGACCACUCACAUGAGUCAUACCUCAUCAAAGAGUCAAGAGUCAAGCACAACUCCUGAAACAGCCACCACCGUGAGAACAAUGCAAACUACCGGCAACAGUCCAUCUACAGCAACAUCCAGUACUUCGACAAAUACUGACAUUUCAUCACCUUUGCCUUCCACAAUCCCACCAAUGACCACUCACAUGAGUUAUACCUCUUCAAAGAGUCAAGAGUCAAGCACAACUCCUGAAACAGCCACCACCAUGAGAACAAUGCAAACUACCGGCAACAGUCCAUCGACAGCAACAUCCAGUACUUCGACAAAUACUGACAUUUCAUCACCUUUGCCUUCCACAAUCCCACCAAUGACCACUCACAUGAGUCAUACCUCUUCAAAGAGUCAAGAGUCAAGCACAACUCCUGAAACAGCCACCUCCGUGAGAACAAUGCAAACUACCGGCAACAGUCCAUCGACAGCAACAUCCAGUACUUCGACAAAUACUGACAUUUCCUCACCUUUGCCUUCCACAAUCCCACCAAUGACCACUCACAUGAGUUAUACCUCUUCAAAGAGUCAAGAGUCAAGCACAACUCCUGAAACAGCCACCACCAUGAGAACAAUGCAAACUACCGGCAACAGUCCAUCUACAGCAACACCCAGUACUUCGACAAAUCCUGACAUUUCCUCACCUUUGCCUUCCACAAUCCCACCUAUGACCACUCACAUGAGUCAUACCUCUUCAAAGAGUCAAGAGUCAAGCACAACUCCUGAAACAGCCACCACCAUGAGAACAAUGCAAACUACCGGCAACAGUCCAUCUACAGCAACAUCCAGUACUUCGACAAAUACCGACAUUUCAUCACCUUUGCCUUCCACAAUCCCACCAAUGACCACUCACAUGAGUUAUACCUCUUCAAAGAGUCAAGAGUCAAGCACAACUCCUGAAACAGCCACCACCAUGAGAACAAUGCAAACUACCGGCAACAGUCCAUCUACAGCAACACCCAGUACUUCGACAAAUCCUGACAUUUCCUCACCUUUGCCUUCCACAAUCCCACCUAUGACCACUCACAUGAGUCAUACCUCUUCAAAGAGUCAAGAGUCAAGCACAACUCCUGAAACAGCCACCACCAUGAGAACAAUGCAAACUACCGGCAACAGUCCAUCUACAGCAACAGCCAGUACUUCGACAAAUACCGACAUUUCAUCACCUUUGCCUUCCACAAUCCCACCUAUGACCACUCACAUGAGUCAUACCUCUUCAAAGAGUCAAGAGUCAAGCACAACUCCUGAAACAGCCACCACCGUGAGAACAAUGCAAACUACCGGCAACAGUCCAUCGACAGCAACAUCCAGUACUUCGACAAAUACUGACAUUUCCUCACCUUUGCCUUCCACAAUCCCACCAAUGACCACUCACAUGAGUUAUACCUCUUCAAAGAGUCAAGAGUCAAGCACAACUCCUGAAACAGCCACCACCAUGAGAACAAUGCAAACUACCGAGACCAGUGCAGUGAAUUCCAUCAUGACAUCUCCAACCAUCACUAAGUCCACUCCCACAUCAACGAGUAAUUCCACGGUCACACAGUGUCGAGACGAGGACUGUCAGUGCUUGAUGGGCAAGUGCAUAUUCAGUACAGAACUCAAUCAAUGCCACUGCGUUUGCCAAGAGGGUAUCUUUGGAGAUACCUGCAACCUUGGACCAAACAACAUAUCUCCUGAUAUCAAUACCACAGCAAUACCUGAUCGAAAAGUAAAUAUUACUUUGGAUAUCAAGAUCCCGUUCUUAGAUGAUUUGCGCUCAACAUCAAAUUUCAACGAUACGUUAGUGAAGAAGCUUGAACCACUGUGCAAAGAAGCCGAUUCCCAAGCUUUUAAAAAAGUACAAGUUGUCGAGCGACUACCGGGAGAUGUUAUUGAAGCAAGGAGGAUGGAACGCUCUCUGAGUGACCAACCAAAAAUCCGGUUUUCUGAAAUGUUAUUUAAGAAGUCGAGAUCUCUGCUGAAGAAAGGCGACCCACGAGUAGACAUCACAGAGUCGUUGCCGAGAAGCGUUUUGGCUACAAGCCAAGCUCAGUACGCCUAUCAGAAUAACGCUACACAGAUCAAUUGGCUCAACACGAAGCUCGAUGGCGCUUUGAAAAACAUUCUGAUGGACAGCGACAACAUCCAGCAAAUCUCUCAAGCCUUUGAUAACACCAGCGUGCUCUUCAAGGGAGUCGUCUCCCCAACACCCCAGAUUAACGAUAUCACGGACAUUGAGCGCUUUGUCAGCUGCUCCAGUUUUCCUAAUUACACUGCUGAGGUGAUUGAGGGUCAAUGGCAGUGCGUUGCACUCUGCAAAAAGAUGCCGGACUACUGCAGUGGACACGGCAAAUGUCACAAUGAUCUUCGCAAAGGGGCCGUGUGCAGCUGCGACGGGUCAAGCAUAAGGCAGUAUUACGGCCAACGAUGUGACCGCUCACGCUGGGGUCCGGGCUUCUAUGGAGCUCUAUUCGGAUCACUGGCAGCGGCCCUGCUGAUCAUCAUGAUUGUCAUUUUGAUCGUCUUCCUGGUCAAAAAGAGGCGGUCUGGGAUGUGGAAAAGGACUGAUGGAGGAUUUAUAGAUUUUGAAGAAGACUACUUUGACUUCACAAACAUUGGACGUCGCAAUUUGGGACUGGCUGGUCUUUACACGACUGAAAGGUUGACGGCAUUUAGAGAGCUUUGAUAGACAAAUGCAGGUAACAAGUAAGAGGUAGUAAACGUCAGCCCCAGAUGACGACAAACUGAUACUGAUACAAUCAAUGGAUAUAUUAUAUGUAUUUGAUUUAUGAUUUAAGAUUGUAUUCAUUUGUAUUUACUUUUUUCAAUGCAUGUUUUUUCUUACUUAUAUACAGUUGCUUACAAAUUGAUAUAAAAAAAGUCUCAAGAUUACACUUUCUUCACAAAAUUAAAAUCCUUUUUUUUUUUUUAAUUUACUGACUGUAUUUCAAAACCUGUCCGAGGUCAACAUGAUUGUCAGUACGUCCAACAGUGAGAGGCAUUUUUUGCUAAUGAACGUGCAGAUUUUUUUUCUCUCUCCUGACCUGAAAGGAAAAAUGAUUAACCAAGCAGCUGCAGUUUGUAGUGUUACGUCGUUAAAUAUUAACUGUGUCCAACCCACAUCGACAUAAUUGAGGGACAAAUUACCUGCUCUCAUGCACGUUCAAACUGAGAAUUACAUGUAUGAUACGUACUUUAUUUUUUAAUUGUGUAGCUGUAUAUAUAUAUCCUGGGGCCAGCAAAUGAAAGCCAAUAAAGGUCCAAAACGAAUCUAA
Molecule: messenger RNA, 4293 nt
Organism: Syngnathus acus (greater pipefish)
Lineage: Eukaryota; Metazoa; Chordata; Actinopteri; Syngnathiformes; Syngnathidae
Product: mucin-5AC
Exons: 14
Coding region: 309-3704 (1131 amino acids)
Source: RefSeq, a predicted model, not a curated record